AUGGCAUUUAACGACAUUCGGGGUAAAUUGGCCGUAAUCACCGGCGCAUCGGGAGGAAUUGGUGCAGCUUGCGCACACCAACUUGCACAACAUGGAGUUCAUCUCGCCUUGACCUACUCGACCAAUUUAACAUCCUUGAACAACAUUGUCGCAGAUAUACACUCCAAGAAUCCUACACAGAAGCUUCGCAUUUCAAUCCACCAAGUUGAUGUUGGGUCUAGCGAUCAAAUCCAGGCUAUGUUUCAACAAAUUGAUGUUGAGCACGGCCAACGACCAGACAUUCUUAUAUCAAACGCCGGAUAUGGCAAGCGAAUCCCCGACGUGUCGGAUAUCUCCCUCGAGGAGUUUGAUUACACUAUGAACAUCAACCUCCGCGCUGCCUUCAUUCUUGUGAAAGGUGUGGUAGAGCACAUGAAGGCUCAGAAGUGGGGGCGGAUCAUCUUCAUGUCCUCCAUCGCCGCUCAAGGUGGAGGGAUUAACGGCUGUCACUAUGCAGCCUCCAAGGGCGGUCUUACCGGCAUGAUGAAGAACCUAUCAACACGACUGGCAGAGUACAACAUUAGUGUCAACGACGUGGCCCCGGCUAUGAUCGGCGAUACAGGCAUGCUUUCCUCUGCCGCGGCAUUCCCCGAAGUGGUGGCGAGUAUUCCUCUGAAGCGGCUAGGAACUCCAGAAGAAACAGCGAACGUUGUUACUAUGCUAGUGAAGACUGGGUACAUGACAGGCCAAAGUCUCCUCCUAGCUGGAGGGUUGAAAUAG
Molecule: messenger RNA, 759 nt
Organism: Penicillium crustosum
Lineage: Eukaryota; Fungi; Ascomycota; Eurotiomycetes; Eurotiales; Aspergillaceae
Product: SDR family NAD(P)-dependent oxidoreductase
Exons: 3
Coding region: 1-759 (252 amino acids)
Molecular function (GO): oxidoreductase activity, acting on the CH-OH group of donors, NAD or NADP as acceptor
Source: RefSeq, a predicted model, not a curated record